UUAAUUUUCAAACUACUGUAGCAAAAGCUUCUUGAAUAUCAAGUAAUCUCAUUUUUGCUUCAAAAAUUCUACUUAACAAGCAUUUAAAGCCCCCCAAAUUGAACUAUUCCUGAAAAAAAAAACCUUAAUUUCAAAAGGAUAGUCAUCAUCACAAAGCAAAACCCGAAAACCUGAAAGUCAAAAAAGAUAAGUUAGCAAAAACCGAUCGUGAAUUUGGACUUGGGCUUUUCUCAUCUUCUUCGAUGAUCUUAUUUAUUCUUAGAUUUUGAGCAGGUAUUGCGAGAGCAGCUUAUAAUGAUGUCUAGGCCUAUGUUACUUGUGUUUCUGUUACUGAUACUGAUAAUCACAUCCCAAUUUGAGUGGAGACAACCUCUUGUAAAUGACAUUGACACAAAGCCUGCUGUCAACCCAAAGCAGCUACAGAUUUCAAAGUGGGAAGAAGGUGUAAAAGAGAAGAUUAUCUUAUCACAAGAGAAGAACAUUCACAGGCUUAAUGAGCUUGUCCGGAGUCUUAAGCAGCAACUCUUGCAAUGCAAGUGUACUAACGAACCAAGAACUGGCCCUUCAGGCACUUUGACUGAACGUAUUAUUGAGCUUGAAAGGCAGCAGAUCCUGGAAGACUAGGAUGCGACCUUGCAAGAAUUUUGCUCAGGGUGUAUUCUGGAAACGAAAGCUUUUCCUUUUCUGUUCACUCUUUGAAGUUCCGCCCAUGCAAAAGUCUACAUCUUAUUAUACAUCAUUAUCUUUAUUUAUCUUUUA
Molecule: messenger RNA, 759 nt
Organism: Populus trichocarpa (black cottonwood)
Lineage: Eukaryota; Viridiplantae; Streptophyta; Magnoliopsida; Malpighiales; Salicaceae
Exons: 3
Coding region: 295-624 (109 amino acids)
Source: RefSeq, a predicted model, not a curated record